Molecule: messenger RNA, 1712 nt
Organism: Spinacia oleracea (spinach)
Lineage: Eukaryota; Viridiplantae; Streptophyta; Magnoliopsida; Caryophyllales; Amaranthaceae
Exons: 8
Coding region: 110-1495 (461 amino acids)
Biological process (GO): regulation of GTPase activity
Molecular function (GO): protein binding
Source: RefSeq, a predicted model, not a curated record
AUGAAUCAAAAUAAAUAAAUAAAUGGGAUUUUCUCUUCUUUGCCCCUGUCUGAGUGUCUGCAUUUUCUAAACUUCUCUGUUUCUCCUCCUCCAUGGUCGACCCCUUCGCAUGGCGAGACGAAACCACACAACCCCACUUGGCUGCAUAGCAUGCGACGAGCUUAGCGAAUUGGGCGCAGGCACAGAAUUCUGGCUCAUAAACAACCCCUCUAUUCUCUCUGCACUCGACACUCACUCUAUCGCUCUUUCUAACAAAUCAUUGAUCCUUAUCUUCGGAUGGUCCGAUGAUCCCUUUGAUAAUAUUAAGGUUAAGAUCCACCCUGAGCUUUCUCCCAUCGAUGCUGAGUACAUUACCGCCAUUGAAUGGCUUGUUUUUGAUGAUAUUCGUGUUCUUGCUGUUGGGAUUUCUUCUGGGUAUUUGUUGAUUUAUUCUUUGGAUGGUGGUUUGAUCCAUAAACAGAUAAUAUAUCCUACACGGAUCUUGAAGCUUCGGGUUCGUGGGACAAAGAGAGAUAUUUCACAAGAUAUAUCAAAUGAGGAGGUUUGCAUUGUUAUGAAUGGAGUGAUAGCACGUUUUGAUGGAUCUGAUUUGCAGGAUAUGUUACGGCGAUGGUUUCGAGAAACACAAACAAACUUUUGGGAUCAAAAGAGGAAGAAAAGAGAUUUGGAUGAUUUUGAGGAUUCUUUUGAGAGAGUUCCUUACCAGCUGUGGAGUGUUAACAAAUAUGGAGCUUGUGCUGAUGCAGCAAUCACAGGCGUUAUGCCACCUCCAUUAAUGGAUUUUGAGUCAAGCCAGCGCUAUUACCGUGCAGUUACAAUCGGCAAUGAUGCUGUCAUUUCAGCAUACAGGCUUUCAGAAGACAAGAAUAGGUCACUUGUUGGUGCCAUCCUAUCAAAAGUUGUUCCUGCAACAUUUUCAACUAUAGCUUCAUUCUCCAAAUUGUUAUGGAGAAGUGACAGAUCAUCUCCAAAGAAAUCUGAACCAAAGCCUCAGCCAUUUGCUCGAGCUGCUUCUCUGACUUGUUUGAAAGAUCCACCAAGAAAAGGAGAGAAGCUGACCUUGUCACCUAGCGGUACAUUGGCUGCUAUUACAGAUUCACUUGGUCGGAUAUUGCUCUUAGACACUCAAGCCCUUGUUGUGGUUCGACUGUGGAAGGGAUAUCGUGAUGCCAACUGUCUUUUCAUGGAGAUGCUGGUUAAGAAAGACUCUGCUUCAACUUCUUACCACGAGUACAAGAAGAGUGAUUAUUGUUUGUGUCUUGCUAUUCAUGCUCCUAGAAAAGGAAUCAUCGAGAAUGCAUUGAUACAGGUGUGGCAGAUGAGAACAGGUCCACGGCUUCUAACAAUUCAAUGCGCCAAAGGAAGUAAGAUUCUUCAGCCAACUUACAGAUUCAGCUCGUCCAUUACAUCCUCUUCAUCAUACAUGCCAUUAGAAGUUUUUUUAUUGAAUGGAGACUCUGGUCAAUUAUCAGUUUUAAACAGAUCACUCAACUGAUACACUACUCCCUAUGAUUUAAUUUUACAUUCUUUUGUAUUUUCUAAGCUGUAAAAGUUCUCUGUGUAUUUAUAAUACUAAACCAUUUACAAAUGUGUUCUGAUUUUCGGAGCACUUUCCUGGAGCAUGAGCUCUCCAGUCUCCAAGGAUAAUGACUAAAUUGUAAAUUAUUCAUUAUAACAUUUAUAAGCAAUUCGUAUUAGACCCUUUUUUUUUU